Histoplasma mississippiense is the source of this 1635-nucleotide messenger RNA. RefSeq lists its product as hypothetical. Bases 1 to 1635 code for a protein of 544 amino acids. The transcript has 4 exons. The record is from RefSeq and is a predicted model, not a curated record. NCBI's taxonomy places the organism in Eukaryota, Fungi, Ascomycota, Eurotiomycetes, Onygenales, Ajellomycetaceae.
AUGGUAUCUCACCCAGACGCUCCCGCCUCCGUCGCCUCCUCCUCACGCGUCUCGCACUCUCAGCGCCGUCACCAUAGCCAUUCUUACUCCCACCACAAUCAUUCCCGCUCCGGUCGCCUCCACCAUGGAGGUUCCACUCACCAACCUCUCAACCAAUUCCCCAUUUUCGCUGCAACGGGAGACGUCGAGAUCGUCAUCCGCACGAGUGAAGAGUGGUCGCGGUCCCAGGCGUUGAGGGAGGCGCAGAUGUUGGAGGGGGUUGGAAAUGCUGCCAAUACUGCUGCUAUUACGAAUGGGAUUGAGAAUGGGAAUUCUACUACGGAACACGGGCUAGCGAUUAUUACUGAUGAGGAUGCUGCCGGGGCAGGGGCCGGGGAAGAACUUGUUGCACAUCACCGUCGUGCAUCGUCGGCUCGUACAAAGACUCGGUGGAGGUAUGAAUUGGAUUGGGUCAACAGGGAGGAAGAUGAGAUGCCGAUUCUUGUGCAGAAGCCCGCAUCCCAAAACAACUCCAUAUUCGGCGGAAGCUAUCGCCCACCCAAGCCCCCGCCCGCCCGUACGAAACCUCCCCCUCCCCAACAGGGCUUCUUCCGUUCCAUCACAAGCCUCACCGGAAUCCAAUCCGCUCUCCACCUUCCAAGCACUGCCACAUCAACUGCGGCAACAAAACCUGCCAUCGAAGACGGCCCCCUUGACCCAACCAUCCGAGACUAUGACAACCUUUUCCGCAUUUUCUAUAACUACCCCCCACAACUCAACGCCAUAAACAUCGCUUCCGCCUACUCAGAAUGUAAAUCUCUUCUAAACCUCGCAGACAUGUAUGACGCGCUCCCUGUUGUCGGACCCCGUGUCGACCAUCACCUCCUGCGCUUUUCAUCCCGUCUCUAUAAACAAAUCGCAAAGUACCCCCCCAGCUACCUACGACUAGGUUACCUGGCACGAAGCCACGUAAUAUUCGCAGAGGCCCUAAUCCACGUUGUGGGCCAAUGGCCCGCAGCGCUACCGCAUUUGGGCCAGGGGUCAUACUCACCCCUACCCGAUCCCGUGCUAGAUCUCAUCGAGGAUAAGGUCGAGGACAUGGAGGAGUUGAAAGCGCGCGUUGAGGGGAAGUUGUUCCGAUUAUCGCUGACGACGUCCAGAGGAGAGCGGCGUCGAGUUCCAAUAAUAACAGCAAUUCUACACAGACAACUACAACCACCACCACCACCACCACCACCCACCAUGACCAUGGCCAGCGCGGGCGCUGCUAAUAAUAAACACUAUAACCAAAUCUCAAACCCUUCCCCUUACUCUCCCGGCCGUACAUACCGCCUCAUCGGCUCCCCUUCAAACCAAGCCUACCUCCCGCACGACGAAUUAAAGAGAUUUCUCAAGCAGUCACAUACACACUCGCAUGACUCCCUUUACUCGCGCGAGAAUCUGAAGAGGUUCGAGCGCAAGAUGGACGAGAUUAAGCGGUUGGCGAGGGAAAUUGUGAAGCCUCUCAUGCGGCAUUUUCUGGAGUUGGACUUGAGGAGUUUGAGCGGCAGCGGUGGCGGUGGCUUGAGUGCCGGAACAGACGAUGCUGGAGGAGGCGUGUUGUUGCCGUAUCUGACAUGUACUAGAGUUGAGGAGGGGGACUAUCCGUGGGACUGA